Messenger RNA from Vicia faba (fava bean), 1104 nucleotides. NCBI's taxonomy places the organism in Eukaryota, Viridiplantae, Streptophyta, Magnoliopsida, Fabales, Fabaceae. The record is from the annotation of a GenBank genome assembly.
AUGGAGUUUAAAAAUCUAUCUGUUUUAGCUCUCUUUUUGUUGGUUCUGGUGGGAAUUCAUGGAUCUAACUCAGGAGAAGAAUAUUGGAAAUCUGUUUGGCCAAACACUCCUAUACCUAAGGCACUUUCGGAUCUCUUAUUGUCUGGAACCGAUAUGCCUAUCAAAAUUCAAGAAGAGAAUCAAUAUUGGACUAUCUUUUUUGAACAUGAUCUAUAUCCUGGGAAAACAAUGAACUUAGGCAUUCAGAAACAUUCAGAUAUCCAAUCAUCAAAAUCAUCAACAUAUCUACCGAUCAGAAAAACGUGUCAGACUUUGAGGACUCACAAAUGGUUUGAAGAAACACCAGAAAAAGAAAAUCAACCUUUUGGAUUGUGCAUAUGGUUUAAAAAAGAAACUACAACAGAAAAUCAACCUUUUGGAUUUUGGGCAUGGUCUAAAAAAGAAACUACGAAAGAAAAUCAACCUUUUGGAUUUUGGAUAUGGGCUAAAAAAGAAACUAUAAAAGAAAGUCAACCGUUUGGAUUUUGGAUAUGGUCUAAAAAAGAAACUACAAAAGAAAAUCAACCUUUUGCAAGAGAUACACAAAAAGAAAAUCAACAUUCUGUAGCAUACACAUCUGAUGAAAAAGAAGCUCACAUUAUCGAUAACUAUUGUAGAACCCCGUCAGCAAUAGGGGAAGAAAAACAUUGUGCUUUAUCACUAGAAUCAAUGAUGGAUUUUGCCAUUUCAAAGCUUGGAAAGAAUAUCAAAGUGAUGUCAAGUUCCUUAGUUCAAAAUCAGGACAAAUAUGAAGUGGAGGAAGUUAAUAAAAUUGGAGACAAAGUAGUAAUGUGCCAUAGAUUGAAUUUUAAAAAAGUUGUAUUUUAUUGCCAUGCAGUAAAUGCUUCAACAACUUACAUGGUCCCAUUGACGGCCUCUGAUGGAACUAAAUCAAAAGCACUUACUAUUUGCCACCAUGACACUAGAGGUAUGAAUCCUAAUGUGUUACAUGAAGUUCUCAAUGUUAAGCCAGGAACUGUCCCUGUUUGUCAUUUCAUCGGCAAUAAGGCUAUUGCUUGGGUACCUGAUAUGAGUGAGUCUGGUGGCCAUCCUUGUGUCGUUUAG